Neltuma alba is the source of this 1475-nucleotide messenger RNA. Its product is annotated as F-box protein At3g07870-like. Bases 20 to 1192 code for a protein of 390 amino acids. Lineage: Eukaryota; Viridiplantae; Streptophyta; Magnoliopsida; Fabales; Fabaceae. Gene Ontology annotation, molecular function: protein binding. The transcript is spliced from 2 exons. The record is from RefSeq and is a predicted model, not a curated record.
GAUCUGUUCUUCCCCGGCCAUGACUAUGAAGCAGGUAGCAAUGGAUGACCAAAUGCCAUAUCUUCCAAAAGAAAUCAUUCAAAACAUUCUUGCGCGGCUUCCUGCAAGGUUCCUAAUCCGAUUUCUGUGCGUGUGCAAGCAGUGGAAAAAUCUCAUCAAGUCCCCUUCCUUCAGCUCCGACCACCUCCUCCACUCCUCUCAUCAAAAUCCGUGUCUCCUCUUCCUAAUGAGAGGCGGCGAUGAUGCUUUGAACUGGCAUUUGCUUGAUUCUGAGAUGCAAGUCCAUCGAGUUCAGAACCAUCCUUUGAUUGAUUAUUUAAAGUGUGGUUGGGUCGUUGGUUCCAGUAAUGGCCUCCUGUGCGUUAGAAUCCGUAAGGAUGGUAUGUCUCAUGACUCCCUUUUAUUGUGCAAUCCGACUAUUAGGGAGGUCAGACAGUUGCCUAGAGCUACUGAUGCUUUUCCACAUCAGAAUUUACAUGUCGGAUUUGGGUUUAGUCCAAUUGUUAAUGAUUACAAGAUAGUGAGAAUUUAUGUUGAUAUUCCGUUUGAUGAUAUGAUUGAUAAAGUGUUAGUCUAUUCAUUAAGGACAGAGUCAUGGAAGGAAAUAGAACUGGGGAUCUUAGUUGGUGUAAGUCUUAGCUCUCAUGGUUUCACAGCUAAUGGAUCUAUCUUCUGGUUUGGUUCUAAGCUGAAGCAGGAGGAUGAAAAUGGUAAUCUUGUUGGUGGAAAUGUGAUAAUUUCCUUUGACAUAGCAACGGAAGUGUUUACAUUGAUGCCAAGACCUGCUUUAACCCUUGGAUCACAUCUCAAGACGCUCACUAUGUAUGAGAAAAAACUUGCAGUGCUUUGUUGUACUGCGAUUGGAAAUUCUAAAUCUUUGAUUGAUUUGUGGGUGAUGGAGGAGGGUACAGCUGCAUCAGGGCAGAGAUGCAGUUGGACUAAGAAAUAUUCUAUUUGCCCGUACCCAGGUGUCUUACGCCCCCUGACUAUUUGGAGGAAUGAAGUUGUUUGCAGCAUUUCAACUCGACGUGAAAUGGAGAAUGAUGAAACAAACACAAUUCUGUACAAUCUUACUACUAAAGAAUUUAAAAAGUUUGCUGUUAGCAGAUGUUCUUGUGGUUAUCAUGUCUUCAAUCAUGUAGAAAGCCUUCUGCCAGUUGGAGGAAUGAAGUUAUCUGCAAUGUUUGUGUAAUCUAGACUCGAUAUCGAAGAUGUACCAAACACAGCGCUUUCACUUCCUUAUGAGAAAGUCCAUCUUCCCUUUUGAGCACGAUGAAAUGCAUGGUAGUGAGCAGGCCAAGAUCUUCGAUGCCUCAUUGUUGUAUUAGAUAUGUUCAGAAGACUCAAUGUAAUGUAAGAUCUUUCACAGAUUUUGAUCAGUGUUAAGAUUGAUUGCUUCUAUCCCAUACAAACUUGGUUUUAUGUUUGGUUCGAGAUGCAUUCAUGCUUCUUUGUUCGUUUCUGUGAGUAUGGAU